AUGGCUGGUUACCCAACAGGAGAGGAAGCAGCUUUGCUGCUGCAGGCUAUCAUGGAUAUACAUGGCAAUACUCUUAUACAAAGACAUAUUAUAGGGAAGAGCGUAGAAGGAAGACCAAUCCAUGCAUAUAGAGUUGGUGGUCUCCUUAGGUUACAAUAUGAGCAGCAAAAACAGCAACAGCAGCAGCAGCAGCAGCAGCAGCAGCAGCAGCAGCAGCAGCAGCAGCAGCGGAGGGAUUUUCCUGCUAUGUUAGUAACAGGUUUACAUCAUUCCCGUGAACCUCUUAGAGAUGCUGCUGCAGUAUAUUUGUUGUUAGCAAGAGAGUUCUGGUUUGUCCCCAUCAUCAAUCCUGAUGGUUAUGCAGCAAUAGAGACAACAGGUAACACGAGUAUCCGUAAGAAUCGUCGUCCUCCUCCUCGUCUUCCUCUUCCUCUUCCUCCUCCUCCUCCUCCUUCUCCUCCUCCUUCUCCUCCUCCUCCUCCUCCUCCUUCUCCUCCUCCUCCUUCUUCUUCUUCUUCUUCUUCUUCUUUGUCCUUUUUUCCUUCUUCUUAUCAUGACUAUGGUGUUGAUCUUAAUAGAAAUUAUCCAUUCAAAUUCAAAUCUAUUGGUGAGGUACCUGAGGAGUAUGGUGGUCCUUAUCCAUUUAGUGAGCCAGAGACACAAGCCAUCAAAUGUCUUGUUGAAAGAUAUGAACAGCAGCAGCAGCAGCAGCAGCAGCAGCAGCAGCAGCAGCAGCAGCAGCAGCAGCAACAGGAGCAGCAGGAUAAAACUACUACAACAACAACCACCACCCAUGAUGAUAAUCAUCAUGACCAUCAUCAGCACCACCAGGAGCAUCAGCAGCACCAUCAGCAGCAUCAGCAGCAGCAUCAGCAGCAUCAGCAGCAGCAGCAGCAGCAGGAGGAGUCGUGUCCUGGUUAUAUAGCAACAGGAGAGGCAGAUGAUUGGUUAUUAGCACAUAAAAAUAUUAUUGCUAUUAGCCCAGAGAUAGGGGACGAGGAAGGACAAUUCUGGCAACCUGCUGCACUGCAGCAGCUUACUGCUGCAGCAGCAGCAGGUACUGCAGCAGCAGCAGCAGGUAGUUCAGCAGCAGCAGCAGGUAGUACAGUAAUUGGAGGAGGAGAAGGAACAACAGCAACAAAUAGUUAUUAUCCUCAGCUACAAGCAGUAGCAGAUAAGGGAGGAGAUGAAUAUGCAUGCAGAAUUAAGCAUAAAAUACAUGAUAAUAUUAUUAUACAUAAUAUGUUUAUGCAUGUACAAUAUAACAGACAGUUCCUGCAGCACCUGCAGCAGCAGCACCUGCAGCAGCAGCACCUGCAGCAGCAGCAGCAGCAGCAGCAGCAGGUAGUAAUGCAGCAGCAGAAACAGCACCAGGUAAUAAUGCAGCAAAAGCAAGGACUGCAGCAGCAACAACAGAAGAAGCACGAACAGGAACAGGAUAUACAACAACAGUCAGGGACACAGCACAAAGAACAACAACAGCAGCAGCAACAGCAGCAGCAUCAGCAGCAACAGCAACAGCAGCAACAACAUAAGGAACCUGAUAUUGUAGAAGAUCCAGAGAUGUGGGAGAUGCGUACACUGGAGAUAAGCAACAACGGGUUGACUGGCCCUGCAAGUAGUCUACAGCUAUUAGCAGUAUCUGGUUCUUUGCUGCCUGUCUCCUUGCUGCCUAGUAAGACACAGGGUCUCCUUGCUGCAGCAGCAGAUGCAGCACUGCCGCUGCUGCAGUGCAGCACGAAUCCACGAUUUGCUGGCAGCAGAAUUAAGUAUGACUUUGGUGGUACUUAUAGGAGACUACAAAAGGGACACAAUCUUAUUAAUAACAGCAGCAGCAGCAGAUCCCUGCAGCAGCAGCAAGGGCAAGAGCAAGAGCAAGAGCAAGAGCAAGGGAAAGAGCAGCAAGAGCAGCAGCAGCAGCAGCAGCAGCAAUUGGAUGAUGAAAAUAUCCGUGCUGCUGCUGCACUGCAGCAGGCACAAGAAGCUCUUGCUGCCUUUGAGGGAGGCCGUAUUGGAGAGAAAACAGCAGCAGCAGCAGCAGCAGCAACAGCAGCAGCAGACGCAGGAAGAAAGGGUGCAGCUUCUCCCGUUGGCAAUUCAGGGAAGCCAGAGGAGACACCAGCAGCAACAGCAGCAGCAACAGCAGCAGCAACAGCAGCAGCACGUACGAUUGUAGAUGCAGCAGCAAAGGGAUUAAUGGUAACAGCAGAGGAGACAGCAACAACAGAGGAGACAGCAGCAGCAGCAGCAGCAGGAGAAGAUAAUUUGCUGCUGCUGCUGUCUGAGGGGGGACAAAGGAGACACCCAUCUAAGCCUAUGCCCUUUGGAUCACAAACCUCACUACCCCUUGCGUUGCUGCGUGUUCCUUUCUUAGAGGGGAGAGAAAAGCCUAGCGGGUUUGUUAGUUCCUUUCGUUACCAAUUUGCUACCCGAUUGUCUCCUGAGCAGCAGCUGCAGCAGCAGCAACAGCAGCAGCAGCAGCAACUGCAGCAGCAGCCACCAGAAGGUGCUGCUGUUGCUGUCUGUCUACUUCAGCUAGUACCACAGGAAGUAUUGUAUACAUUUGCAUUAAAUGAUUGGAUAUGCCAUUGUGGUUCAACAAAAGAAAAAAAAGAAAAUAAAUACAACUUAUCUUCUUAUGCAUGGACUAAUCUUACGCUGUAUGCGGAGACACCGGAGACACAUCCGCUUUGUCUUGAUGCCUCUGCUGCUGCAACGGAGUGGUACCAGCAGCAGCAGCAGCAACAGCAGCAGCAACAGCAGCAGCAGCAGCUGCUUGUGCCGAGACGGCAGCAGCAAGGGCGAUUAAAAGCAGCAGCAGCAGCAGCAGCAGCAGGAGGUGUCUCCUUGGAUAUUAAUGAUCCCUUACUUCAUCACGAAGCAUUAGGCGAAGAUCCAUUAGUAUUAUCUAGUUUGCUGCUGCUGCAUUUGCUGCUGCUGACGAUUGCUGCUCGCUUCUGUAUAUUAGCACAGUAA
Eimeria maxima is the source of this 2976-nucleotide messenger RNA. RefSeq names its product zinc carboxypeptidase, putative. Gene Ontology annotation, biological process: proteolysis. NCBI's taxonomy places the organism in Eukaryota, Apicomplexa, Conoidasida, Eucoccidiorida, Eimeriidae. Bases 1 to 2976 code for a protein of 991 amino acids. Gene Ontology annotation, molecular function: metallocarboxypeptidase activity; zinc ion binding. The record is from RefSeq and is a predicted model, not a curated record. The transcript has 12 exons.